UUUGUUUUUAUUUUCAUUCAUCACAAACAUACACUAACUUGUACAUUCAUUACUCAUCAAAUUUUUAGUGAAGAAACACAAAAACAAUGAACCCAGCUGAAGUAAACGAAAUUAUCAAAGCCGCCAAUCUGUAUUUGACUCGACUAAAAUAUUUAAACAACGAAUUAGACUCUGCUGUUAAACAAAUCGAACAUACAUUUGUCGAUAGCGAGGCCGACAUUAAGAAAAAUUUCGCAAAAAUCAGGGAAUCCCUCAACGAUGUUAUAUCGAAAAGGGAACAACACUUACUCGACAAAGCUAGAAGGACAAAGUCGGACGCUUUGGCGCCUUUGAGAGAGUGCCAAUCGUUUCUACUGGGAAAAAUCGAGACAACAGUGAAGCUAAUACAAACAGGAACAACUUUAGUUACUAAUAGAGAUAUAAAAGAAUUUAAUAACAAUGCGAACGUACUCGGUUGUUUACCGGAAGUUCCGGAACUCAAAGACGUACCUUAUCUUAGUUUCUACUACGAUCCCGCUCUCGAACUGGAAUUAAUAGAUAAAAUAGGAAGUUUUGGGGAUAUCUACAAACACCCUCCCGUACAGAUACACGAAAUGAUAGAGAAGCCAGGAGCCAUUUUAGUUGAAUGGAAAAUAACUGUAGACAAUGAAGAAAAAGUCACGGACAUUGAAGAAUUCAAGCUGCAAAAAGCCUUCGGAGAUGUCACUAAAGACAAACGGCUAAUAGCUAAUUUCUCGGAGUGUUUCCGAGGUCUAGAUUCACAGUAUCUGGUGAAAGAUCUCGAGCACAAUCAAGCAUAUUCGUUUAGAGUGUGCUGUAGAUUUGAGGGCUCUAAAGAAUGGUCUCCUUGGUCUCUACCUCAAAUAGCUAGUACAUCAUUAAAGCAUUUUACUUGGAAGUAUAAUUCUAAUUACGAGUACUCGAAUCAGUACAGGGCUGCCCAACCUAAAGGGGAUAAGGAAGAUAUGUUAUGUUCGGACGGGGCUCAGUUUUCAGUAGGACACUCAAUAGAUUUUAUGUUUUUAGAAAGCGAUUCGAAUUACGCUGUUGUCGGAUUAUUGGUACCUUCUGGUGAUUUACCAAAAUCCCUUAAAGACAUCAAAGAAAGUAGUUUUUUGAUGAACAAUCACGGGAAAAUUAUUGUUGAUGGUGUUGAAAAAGCUACAGUGUUGCCGGAAUUCCACAGGGGCUCAAAAGUGACUUUCAGUUGUUGCUUAACAAAUGGAAAAAAUGUUCGAGUGAGCAUUGAUAGCGAAGAUAAAAGGGUUACUUACGAUUGGCCUGUUAAUGUGGCUUCUAAAAUGUAUUUUGUUGGGGAAUUUCAUUCGUCGAAUUGGAAAGUUAUGGUGGAAUGAUUGUUUGAUUGGACCCUUGAAAUGUACUCAAAUUGUCCAGGACAAAGUUGUUUUAAUAAAACAAAAUUCAAUGUAUUUUUUAUAUGCAUAUUUUAAUUAAUUAAUGAAAUUUCCAGUGUACUAUAAACCAAUUGAAUUAUGAAAUGAAUUAUAAAUUAGGUAAGGGUGUCGUAGAAAAAAUAUUAUAUUGUUCUUCGAUUUUCUAUUAUUUUGUAGUUUUUUUCAACUAUUCUUCUAUUUCUGCUUUUUUUUCGAGUUUUUAAUAAUUCUGCCAUUUUUUAUGGACCUCAGGUCGAAAAUCGACGAUUUUAACGUGAACGGCUUGAAAUUUUUCGAAUUUCGGCGGGAUCGGGCACAAUUGGUAUUGUACUCGAUCGCCCGAUAGAGGCACAUAUUCGUC
Phyllotreta striolata is the source of this 1755-nucleotide messenger RNA. Lineage: Eukaryota; Metazoa; Arthropoda; Insecta; Coleoptera; Chrysomelidae. The record is from the annotation of a GenBank genome assembly.